AUGGAAUCAGGAGACAGAAACCUACGGAGCCCCGGAGAGGCGAGGGUGAGGGACUUUAUUAAAGGCAAACCGAAGGGCCAAGCUGCCAGGACCGAGAAGGAGCUGUUCGUGUCACUGGUUGAGUUGUUGAUCAGCCCGGGCACAACGGGACGCGAGGGAAUUGUCACGGGGGACGGUGGGAGGGACUUUGAUUCCGCGACCCACGGGGAGGAGACACCCACCCCAGAGUGCCUGUUAGCCGGCCAGUCCUCCAGGGGGAAGCCGGUGAAGCGCACCGGAAGAGGCUCCAACAACAUCAAAAUACAACCGGAGACUACUUCCAUUAACCCGACCAAACCCAUCCGUGAAUUCCCCGUGGAUCACCUCUCUAAUAUGAAGCCUCUCCAUUCUAAUGGAAUUACGCUCAAGGGUCGCGCCGCCGUGGGAGCUGUUCCGCCCGGGGCGACAUGGAUCAUGAUGCCGCCCGGGGCGACCCGCGGCCCAACACAGACAGGGGUGAAGCUGGGACUGUGGAGCUUCAGCUGGGGCUGGUGGUCUCUCUUCCUGCUCCUCCUCAGCGGCUGGAUAAACAUGUUGAAUGCACAAGUCAUGGGUAACUUUUCUGGUGAAGAGCAGCGUCGUACGGUCAGUGUUGGUCGAGCUGCGGUCCUGAACACUCCAACCGUCAGCUGCUUCCCGAGACCGCAGGUCACCUGGUACAGAGACGGUCACAAGAUAAUCCCCAGCAACAGAGUAGCCAUGUCGUUGGAUAAUCAGCUGGUUGUCUUGUCGGCCAGGACGGCUGACGCGGGUCGGUACUACGUACAGGCAGUCAACGGGCUGACCGGACAGAACCACACCUCUCCCUCUGUCUACCUCAGCAUGGCUGACCCUGAUGCUCUGGUUGAGCCCGUGGCUCCGGUGAUUGUGAUUGGUCCGAAGAAUAUGUCUGUCGUGGCAGGGAGGGAAGCUACACUUGAGUGUAUUGCUAACGCCAGGCCGGUGGAGAGGCUGGUGUUGUCAUGGAAACGUAAUGGGCGUCGGCUGGCCAGUGGAGUGGGCGUGUUCGGGCGUCGCCUGACCCUCUCUAGCCCCUCCCUCUCAGACGGGGGCGUGUACGUGUGUGAGGCGUCGCUUCUCAACUCCACCACCAGACCCACCGAGGCCCGGGCCCAUCUCACUGUACUGGUGGACAGCUUCCGACUCAGGCACAGCACGGGGGAGCUCUUCUCCUGGCUCCCCUUGGGCCAGUACAGCUCCAAUUCCCACAGCCGAAGCGUCCACCUGAGUGGCUGUAGAUCACCAUGUCGUCCAAGUAAGCAGCACAGUAAUCGUCACAGUCCUGGAGGACCAUCAGCCUCUGGGAAGUUGCAGGGGCCUCAUGAAGGCCAAACGGCCUUGAACUGGAACAGGCCCAUCGGCAUCCGGAAGGCAGUGUGGGCCUUGGAUUGUUCGUCCAGGGGAACCUGCCAUGUGACCUCCGACUCGUCCUCUCCAUGCCUCUGUGACCCCCCCUCCGACUCGUCCUUUCCAUGCCUCUGUGACCCCUCCUCCGACUCGUCCUCUCCAUGCCUCUGUGACCCCUCCUCCGACUCGUCCUUCCAUGCCUCUGUACAGCCCUUGCCACUGCCCAAGGAGCUUGCUGGUCGACGAGGGAAGGAGGAGCAGGACUUUCUGUCCUGGCUCAAACUCUCUGAGGCAAGCUUGGCCAACCCUCGCUACAAGGUUACCGCGGCAACGGGUCUGACUGUGCGGAGAGUCCAACCAGGAGAUGCCGGAAUGUUCCAGUGUUUCGCUCGGAACGCUGCCGGAGAGACACAGACACACACACAGCUGGUGGUCACUAGUGUCACCCCCUCCUUCUCCCUCCUCCCCUCUGAUCUCACCGUUACCGAUGGCAACUCGGCUUUGUUCACCUGCGAGACCACUGGAGCCCCCAAACCUGCUGUCAGUUGGAGGAGAGGUUCCCAGCUCCUGGCCAGUGGGACAGUCCAGAUUCCCAGGUUCACCCUGCUGGAGUCAGGUGGUCUGCUGGUUGAGCCAAUCAGGAUGGAGGAUUCUGGCGACUACACCUGUACUGCUGCUAGCGCAGGUGGAUCCAUCAACGCUAAGGCCACUCUCACUGUCCUGAUUCGUACAUUUAUCUCCGUCCCGCCGGUGGACCAGAGGGUCAUCAAGGGAACCACGGCAACCCUGGACUGUAACGCUACACACGACCCCAGGGUCAACAUCAGUUUCCAGUGGCAGCGUGGUGCAGUACCCCUCCAGCCCAGCGGGGGCAGAGUGUCUAUAUUGUCGGGUUCUCUGACCAUCAGCCAGACUUGGUCAGGCGACAUAGGAGACUAUACCUGCACUGUGACAUCACAGGCCGGGAACCAAUCACGCUCCGCACGCCUCGAAGUCAUUGAGCUCCCCCACUCCCCCAGGUCUCUGUCUGUGUCUCUGAAUGAUUCAGACAGCCGUUCAGUUCUUCUCUCCUGGGUCAGACCCUUCGAUGGAAACUCUCCUCUUCUACACUACAUACUGGAGCUGUCUGAGAACAACUCUCCAUGGAAGGUGUACACGUCGGAGGUGGGGCCUGCUGUGACACAGGUGUCGGUGGGCGGGCUCACCCCUGCCAGGACCUAUCAGUUCAGACUCUGUGCUGCCAAUCAAGUGGGCCGCGGCCAAUACAGCGGCCUGGGAGAGUACAGUACUGCUAUUACUGAGUACACACUACAGGGAGUCCCCACAGCGCCCCCUCAGGCUGUAGAGGUAACAGCAGUCAGCUCCUCCGCUGUCAGAUUCACCUGGAACCCUCCGCCUCAGCAGUUCAUCAACGGGAUCAACCAGGGAUACAAGUUGCUAGUCUGGCCAGAGCACUCCCCCGAGGCUGUAACCAUAGUGACCAUCACCCCCGACUACCCCGGUUCCCGCCUCAACGGAUUGGUUGUUGGACUAAGGAAGUUCACCUGGUAUCUAGGCUCCGCCCUCUGCUUCACCACGCCCGGCGAUGGACCCAAGAGCCCUCCCUUACUGCUACAGACACACGAAGACACUCCAGGUCCGGUGGGUCACUUGAGCUUCACUGAGAUCCUGGACACGUCUCUGAGGGUGAGCUGGGCAGAGCCUAAAGACAAGAACGGCAUCAUCACAGGUUAUGUGAUAUUGUGGUGUGUUUCUGGGUCAGCAUCGGGGUCAGGGUCAGGGUCGAAGGUCAAUGCGUCCUGUGAGGAGCGAGCUCUCUCUAACUCUACCCUGCAAUACAAGGUCACCAGCUUGACCUCUAUGACAUCAUACGCCCUGGAGGUCGCCGCCAUGACAGCACCAGGAAGAGGCGUGGCCACCACCUCCACCAUCUCCUCUGGAGUUCCACCAGAGCUUCCUGGUGUGCCUUCUAACCUGGUCAUCUCCAACAUCAGCCCUCGCUCCGCCACACUAAGGUUCCGUCCCGGCAGCGAUGGGAAGACGGUCAUCUCCAAAUGGAUCGUAGAAGGACAGGUGGUGAGAGAGCGGGAUGGGAAGGAGGAGGAGUGGAGAGUCGUGUAUGAGAGAGAGAACAGAGAGAAGCAGCCUGAUGUCGACUCAAUGGAAAUACCAGACCUCCUCCCCUUCACACUGUACAGGUUCCGAUUGCGCCAGGAGAACAUUGUGGGCUCCAGUCCCUCUAGCACCCCCUCCAGGAUGAUUCAGACACUGCAGGCGGCCCCGACACACCCCUAACAACCUCACCCUGACACUCCCCCUAACAACCUCACCCUGGUUACAGCUACACAGACCAGCCUCACACUACGCUGGGUGCCGUUACCGGUUUCUGAGUAUAAUGGUAGUCCAGAGACGGUGGGUUACCGGGUGUGUGUCCGGCGGGCAGACGGCCAGGGAGAGGAGAGGAUGGAGGAGGUGGCGGAGGUCAGAGGACAGGGGUCAGGGGUUAGUGGUCAGCAAAGCGAGACGAUGCUGGAGGGCCUGGCUGAAUGGACGGACUACCAGUUGAAGAUACAAGCCUUUAACUCCAUAGGAGCCGGACCAUGGAGUAACACACUGACCACACACACCAAGGAGUCAGUGCCGUCUGGCUGUCCAGUGAAUGUGAGUGUGGAGGCGGUGAGUUCUACCAGGAUUUUGGUCACAUGGUCUCCUGUUCCCGAGAUGCAGAGAAACGGACCCAUCCUAGGUUACAAGGUGUUGUGUCCCAGGUGGAGGAUUGUGUGGACCCCCUCAGUGUGGUCAGUCCCAGGGGAGAGGAGUGUUUCUGUCCUCCUGGGGGAACUACUGAAGUACACCGUCUACCAGAUACAGCUGGUAGCAUUCACACAGCUGGGGGACGGACCACCGAGCCCCAAAACACUACACAGGACCAAGGACGACGUUCCAGGUCCUCCAGUGAGGCUGUUGUUUCCAGAGGUUCGUCUGACAUCUGUCAGGGUGGUGUGGCAGCCGCCUACUGACCCCAACGGGAUUAUCAUGGGUUAUCAGAUAGCGUACCGUCUGGAUGCCGGCGACCCCCUGCGUUUCACUACGGUGGAGGUGGGGUCGACCGCGCGUCAGUUUACAGUCAGCGGUUUGACCGGAGACCAGGCCUAUGUGUUCAAGUUGACCGCUCGGACCUCUCAGGGAUGGGGCAGAGCUGAGGAAGCUGUAGUUAUCACCACCGAACGCAGAGAGCGUCCCUCCCCCCCCAGGAAGUUGUCUGUCCCCCAGGGGGAGGUCCAAUCUCGUAGGCUCCGCCUCCACUGGGUUGCCGGGAUGACAGGCUCCUCCCCCCUACGGUACUACUGCCUGCAAACCAGAGAGCUUCCGACCGGAGACUGGACCAGUCACUCUGCUGAUAUACCACACAAUUAUACAGCCUGGACCGUAGAGAGACUGAAACCCUUCACGUCGUACAAGCUGAGGAUGCUGGCAACCAACGAUGUAGGAGACAGCAACUACAGCAAAGAGACGGAGACUGUUAUCACAUUACAGGAUGAGCUGAAGAAGUUUAAGUGUUAUGAGAUCGUCAUGACAACCUAUAACACCGUAGGAGAGAGCCCACCCUCUGAGCCGGCCACUGUAUCAGUUGGAGAAGCAGCUCCCUCCUUGCCACCCCAGUCUAUCAGAGUGGUGCCUGUCUCUCCUACUGUACUGGACACAUCCUGGGACCUCCCACCCCUACACACACAAAAUGGACUCAUCCAGGGUUACAAGAUCCACUGCUGGCAGGGUGACAGACAGAACGAGACGGAGAAGGUGGUGUUUGUUCCUGACAGGCGUGUUCGUCUGGUCAACCUCACGUGUUACACGUCCUACCUCGUCACGCUGUCUGCCUUCAACGUGGCUGGAGACGGCCCGCCCAGCGAACCCCGGGGCGCCAGGACCCUACAGGCUGCUCCCAGCCAGCCUAGUUUCCUGUCGUUUUCGGAGGUGACAGGAUGGAGUGUCAACGUCUCCUGGGGGGCGCCCAGCGCUUCUAACGGGGUCGUGGAGGGGUACAGGGUGGUCUACCAGCCCACACAGCCUGUACAGGGUGUGAGUCGGGUGGUGACGGUGGAUGUGAAGGGUAGCUGGCAGCGUUGGUUGAAGGUCAGAGACCUGACUAAAGGAGUAAUCUACAGGUUCAGUGUCCAGGCCAGAACAGUCAGCUACGGACCUGCUGCCCACUGUAACGUCACCUCACAACCUCUACAGGGCACCCCUGGUUCGCCCAUGGAGAUGUCAGUCACCAAGUCCUCCUCGGCGCUGACCAUUCAUUGGUCGGAGGGAGACGCGGGGGCGGGACCUGUCAUAGGUUACGUCAUCGAGGCUCGUCCCUCAGAUGAAGGGAUGUGGGACUCGUUUGUCAGGCUCCUCCCCGCCAGCAGUAGGUCAGUAACCGUGGAGAUGGACCGUCUGAGGUCAGGGGUCGGAUAUGAGUUCCGUGUCAUCGCUGUCAAUCGCUACGGUUAUGGAGAACCCAGCACGCCAUCCACCGCGCUCGCUGCUCUGUGGGACCGUCCCUUCUAUGAGGAGUGGUGGUUCCUGUUGGUCCUGUCUCUGAUUGGUCUGAUCAUGAUCCUCAUGUUGGUGUUCAGCCUCCUGCUGCACGGACACAACCACAAGUACAGGAGCUGCAGCACAGGAAAGCAUGUGUCUACAGUGGAGGAGUCCGUAACCCUGGACAACGGAGGAUUCACAGCUCUGGAACUGAACAGCAGAACUCUGAACAACAAGAGCACCUUCCACAAGAAGAAUGGAACUAGGUCCCCUCCCAGGCCCAGUCCAGGCCUCCUCCACUACUCUGAUGAAGACCUGUGUGAUAACUACAACAAUGGAGCCAUCCUCACAGAGAGCACCACACUCACAGAGAAACCUGCUGACAUCUCAGAGUCUGAGGUAACAGACAGUGACUGUGAGGAUGAUCAUCAUCCUAAACAUUCCUUUGUUAAUCACUACAUGUCAGAUCCCACCUACUAUAACAGCUGGAAGAGACAGCCUAAAGGCCUGAAGGGGUUAAGUCCGGCGUCCGGCUACGAGGAGUGUUCCAGCGCUGACGGGGCAGAGCCCUGCUACCAGACCGUGGUCACACAGCACAGCACAGGGGGAGCGUACACACCCACUGGGCUGCCCGCGCACACACACACACUCCCACACACACACACGCACGCCAACCCCAAUACUAAUCCACCAGGCUCACGCACACCCGUCACGGGGUUCUCGUCUUUUGUGUGACUCGUGCACACAUGUGCUCACACACACACACACACACACGCACAGGGGGCGGAGCGGAGGAGGUUUGGAGCCCACUACUGUGGUAGGACAGAGGG
Molecule: messenger RNA, 6740 nt
Organism: Oncorhynchus masou masou (cherry salmon)
Lineage: Eukaryota; Metazoa; Chordata; Actinopteri; Salmoniformes; Salmonidae
Product: protein sidekick-1-like
Biological process (GO): cell-cell adhesion
Molecular function (GO): protein binding
Source: RefSeq, a predicted model, not a curated record